This is a messenger RNA of Ilex paraguariensis (yerba mate), 558 nucleotides long. The record is from the annotation of a GenBank genome assembly. Lineage: Eukaryota; Viridiplantae; Streptophyta; Magnoliopsida; Aquifoliales; Aquifoliaceae.
GGGUGCGGAGCCGAACCAGUUGGCAUUCUCAGCCGCUCUUGGCAUUACAUUGGGAGUUUUUCCCAUCUGCGGGGUGCGGAGCCGAACCAAUUGGCAUUCUCAGCCGCUCUUGGCAUUACAUUGGGAGUUUUUCCCAUCUGCGGUGUCACUGUGUUCCUCUGUGGGUUGGCUAUUGCAGUGCUUGGAUCUUUUUGUCAUGCUCCAACUGUGAUGCUGACUAACUUCACUGCCACUCCAAUUGAGUUGAGUGUUUUGAAAAGCUCGCCUAGGCGAGAAGCGAGGCGAGGCGAGCUUAUCUCGCCCGGAGGACCUCAGGCGAAGCGAACGUUUGGGUGGCUAAGCCCAGAUCUAGUGAAAAAUCUAGAACAGCCUGGUCCAGAAUCGUCCAGUGGCCAUUUCUUGGCUGGUUUAGCAGUCCAGUGGCCAUUCCUUGGCCGGUUCAGCAGUCCAAUGGCCAUUUCUUGGCCGGUUCAGCAGUCCAGUGGCCAUUCCUCGGCCGGUUCAACAAUCCAGGAGCUUAAUUCAGUCCGAUUCAGUCUUCCAAAGAGCUUAGCUUGA